Messenger RNA from Synchytrium microbalum, 996 nucleotides. RefSeq lists its product as uncharacterized. The transcript is spliced from 4 exons. NCBI's taxonomy places the organism in Eukaryota, Fungi, Chytridiomycota, Chytridiomycetes, Synchytriales, Synchytriaceae. The coding region runs from base 1 to 996 and encodes 331 amino acids. Gene Ontology annotation, molecular function: protein binding. The record is from RefSeq and is a predicted model, not a curated record.
AUGAAGCCACUAGUGAAAAUAAGACUAGACAAGCACACGGAUGCAGUCGAAUUCUGCCCUGAUGCUGAACAUGGAGAUUAUUUGGCAGUAGCAAGUUAUCAAGUUUCAGACAAGUCAGAACAGAUCUCAUCAGAGAAUGGACCGAGAGAAGGAGCGGUGACUAUGUUUAAAUAUGAUUCGGAAGCUAGAUCGCUAACCAAGGCUGCUGAAUUAACUACAUCUGGGACUCUGGAUAUCAAAUGGAAUGUAUUUCUGCUGGACGAAUCUGGUCGAAUUAGUGCGACAAGUGGUCUGAUGCUCGCAAUAUCUACCAUCACGUUGAAUACCGGACAUUACGAACCCGAGGAUGUCCUAAUAUUAUCCCUCUACAUUCCACCAACACCAAUAACCUGCCGCAUCUAUACAUCCAUUUCUGAUGGUCGUGUAUCGGUACUCAAUUUGGAUAGUACUGGUUUACAUCCAUUUUGGGAAACAUAUGCUCAUGAAUACGAAGCAUGGUGUGUAUCUGGAGAUGGAGAGAAUAUGGUGUACUCGGGUGGUGAUGAUCAGAUGUUUUGUGGAUGGGAUUUAAGGUCUGGUCAAAGGACGUUCAAGAACAAGAGCCAUGACAUGGGCGUAACCUGCAUCCUUCCCCAUCCAUCACCAUCAACGCACCCCCACAUAGUAUUCACCGGCUCAUACGAUGAGCACUUACGUAUCUUUGAUCUACGGAAACCCAGUUCACCUUUAUAUGACCAGAUCUUGCUAGAGGGCGGUGGUGUUUGGAAGCUCAAACCGAAAUUCAAUCUCACUACGAACUCGUAUACGCUUCUGGCUGCUUGUAUGCAUGCUGGUGUAACUCUUGUCGAUAUUAACUCUGAUUUGACUGUCGGUGUGUCGUCUGAUGCGUAUAAGGAGCAUGGAUCGUUCGUGUAUGGUGUUGAUUGGAAGUGUGAUGAGAGUGUUGGAGCUAGUUGCUCUUUUGAGGACAAUUCUGUACAUUUAUGGGCGUUGUAA